AAAGGUCAAGUCCGUCUGGGAAGUUAUGGAGGGGGCGUAAGUAAAAAAAAAAAAAAAGAUCCUCUCGCUCUUUAUAUAAGGGGCCAAGUUGCGUGGCGUGACAAAGAGAACUCGUCAAACAACCACAACAUGGAGCGUCUCCUCCUGCUUCUCGUUUUGGGCCUCACAGGAGCGUCCUUGCUGGAGGACAACAAGCUGUGCCCGCCUCACUCCAGACCCUGGCAGGUGUCCCUCCAAAGCCGAAGGACGAGAUGCAGCGGCGCCCUCGUAGACAAAUGGUGGCUGGUGACGUCCGCCGCCUGCGCGCCCAUAGGGACCGCUAUCAACGCAUCGUUGGGGGAACACGACGUGACGGCGGAGGAGGGCACCGAGCAGCACAUUCCUGUGGCGGAAGUCAUCCGCCACAGCCCGUACCGGUCGCCCCUCCACAGCCUGGCCAUGGUGCGCCUCGCCCAGCCGGCCCGCCUGACCCAACAAGUGCAGCCCAUCGGCCUGCCGGGCCGCUGCCCUCGGCCUGGAGAGAGCUGCAGCGUCAGCGGCUGGGGCUCCACCGUCCCCAACCAAUACGAGGAUCCGAAGCGACUGAAGUGUUUGACGGUGGCUGUUGUGGAAGAUCAAAGUUGCAUCAACACUUUCCCCGACUUCAUCUUCUGGAGCUUGGGGAUGGUGUGCGCUGGCGGAGCCGACGCCACCGGCUGCUUGUAUGACAAAGGCGCAGUGCUGGUGUGCGACGGACAGCUGCAGGGCGUGCAGUGGUUCAGUCACGGCUGUCAGAACGCCGAGCACCCCAGCGUCUACACCAAGCUGUGCAAGUACAACGAGUGGAUGCGCAGAGUGAUGGACAGCCACACGCCGACGACCACCACCGCACGGGCCACGACCUUCAAGAGGCCUUGAGGGGGCAAUGGGGGGUAGUCACAAAAUGCAGGGAAAACACAAAACUUACUUCUCGGUCACUUCAGCAGCUGCCUUGUGGCUCAUGUGAGCAAUCAAUCAUUCAUGAACAAUUUUAAGACCCAGACUAUACCUGAAGCUGUAAUUCUUGAUCUUGAGAAACAAGUAGGGCUUCCAAUUCACACCAGCAGAUGGCGGCAGCGCACUUCAUAACAUCUGGACACUAAUUCGAGUUAAGUUUCCUUGCUAGGUGAGUUAUUCAGCGAUUCGAUUAUUUUAUUUUUUAUUUUUUGGGGGGGGAAGAAUUUUUUUUGUCAUUUGCAAAUGAUGAGUUGGUCUCCGUUUCAAGAGUCGCCUUGUGGCUCAUGUGAACAAUACCUUUUCGAUUGACUAAAUCCAGGAGCCCCCCCCCCCCCCCCCCCCCCAAGUCUGCAAAAAUAAAUGAAAAAACAAAUAAAAACAUAACCAACCGACUAUUUACAGAUACACUAAUUCACAGUUUGGAGUCAAAUAAAUACGCUUUUUUGGAGGGGGGGUGGGGGGGGGGCAAGAAGGCUAGGUGAUUAGACCCCUUCUAUAUUCAUCUCGACACCGUCCCUCAGUUUAUUGUGCCAUGAACGACUAGCCUUCCUUAAUGUCUUCCAAUUUUAAUCCUGCAGUCUCGCAUCUGGUUUUGUUUGAAAUAAACCAUAAUACACAUGUG
Molecule: messenger RNA, 1597 nt
Organism: Hippocampus zosterae (dwarf seahorse)
Lineage: Eukaryota; Metazoa; Chordata; Actinopteri; Syngnathiformes; Syngnathidae
Product: trypsinogen-like protein 3
Exons: 5
Coding region: 130-897 (255 amino acids)
Biological process (GO): proteolysis
Molecular function (GO): serine-type endopeptidase activity
Source: RefSeq, a predicted model, not a curated record